UAUACACAAGAGUGAAGCUUCCAGCAGCGUGCUCCGCAUCACUGCUUGGUCCCGUCCGAAUCCCUGCCUUAUGCUUCUCGGCUGUCUAACUCAUAAACCAAAACACCUCACUCGCCCUACCCUUUCAACCUGACAACUCUAACGCCCCCACACCAAGAAACAGGCACCUACCCUCAGAUCCCUAGGCUCACAUUCCCGAUUACUGUAGCCAGCCUGUCAGACCACCGUCACCCUCUGCCCUGUCCCGGUGUGAUCCCACUGUGAUCCACCUCAACCAGCUGUGAUCCAGCGUGACCACACGUCUGCCCUGUUGCGAUUUGGUGUGAUCGCCUGUCCUCGUGUGACCGCUUUGACCCACUCCUUGCCACAGUGAUCCACUGUUCUGUGAGGUCUGCUGUGAUCCACUGUCCUGCUGUGAUACACCUGUCCCGCUGUGAUCCUCUGUCACUGUGCGAUCCACUGUGAUCUCGCUGUCCCGGUGUGAUCCGCGUUGAUCCAUUCUGGGUGAUGCUGGCGCCAUCUCGGAUCUGAAGUUACUUUCGGUUGCACUUUCAGAGCAGGGGCUGAGGAAGUGAAGCGCGGAGAUGGCGCUGGUGGAGGUGUGCGGAUAUCAGGACUGGAGUCAGGACGAUCUCCCUCAGGGGCAGAAAGCCUGUUUGGUGAAAGCGAAGGAGCUUGGUCUCGGGGCCAGGGACCAGCUGGUGGUACCGGUUGGUCUGGAUCCAGUGGAGUUCCUGAAACCAUACAGUGAAGGUGAAGAUGGUGUGAGAAUAAAACUCCAACAUGGAACAACCACUUUGGCCUUUAAGUUUCAGCAUGGUGUGAUUGUGGCAGUGGAUUCCAGAGCAUCAGCAGGAAAUUAUCUCGCUUCUGUGGAUGCAAACAAAGUGAUUGAAAUAAACCCUUAUCUGCUGGGCACCAUGUCGGGAAGUGCUGCUGAUUGUCAAUACUGGGAGAGAUUGCUGGCCAAGCAGUGCAGGCUAUACAAAUUGAGAAAUAAGCAACGCAUCUCAGUAUCCGCUGCUUCCAAAUUGCUGAGUAAUAUGAUGUGUGAAUACAGAGGGAUGGGUUUGUCAAUGGGGAGCAUGAUCUGCGGCUGGGAUAAGAAGGGCCCAGGACUGUACUAUGUGGAUGAUAAUGGAACCAGGCUCUCUGGAAAUAUGUUUUCCACUGGUUGUGGAAAUGUUUAUGCUUAUGGUGUUGUAGACAGCGGCUACAGAUAUGAUCUGGGCCGUCGUGCUAUUUACCAUGCCACUCAUCGCGAUGCAUAUACAGGAGGCUUCGUCAACAGUAAGACUUUCCCUUUACAUUAA
Rhincodon typus (whale shark) is the source of this 1313-nucleotide messenger RNA. Its product is annotated as proteasome subunit beta type-8-like. The record is from RefSeq and is a predicted model, not a curated record. Gene Ontology annotation, cellular component: proteasome core complex. Gene Ontology annotation, molecular function: threonine-type endopeptidase activity. NCBI's taxonomy places the organism in Eukaryota, Metazoa, Chordata, Chondrichthyes, Orectolobiformes, Rhincodontidae.